Messenger RNA from Acanthoscelides obtectus, 69 nucleotides. NCBI's taxonomy places the organism in Eukaryota, Metazoa, Arthropoda, Insecta, Coleoptera, Chrysomelidae. The record is from the annotation of a GenBank genome assembly.
CAGAAACUUUCCUGCCAUUUCGUCUGUCAUAGCAGCAUAUUUCAAUUUCUGGAAUAUGCAGUAAGUUAA